AUGUCGGGUGCCCGCGUUUGGGUCAGGGAGAAGGAGCAGCUGGUUCCUGCCACAGUCAACUCCUGCGGAGAUGGAACCCUGGUUGUCACUACUGACUAUGGAGAGGUGCUGUACCUGCAGCAAGCGGAGGUCACGAGGGAACGCGUAUAUGCUAUGCAUCAGUCCAGCAUCGAUGGCGUGGAGGACAUGUCGGCGCUGGCUGAGCUGCACGAGGCGGCCAUCAUGCACAACCUGUACCAGCGCUACCAGAAGGACGACAUCUAUACAAACAUUGGCAGCAUCUUAGCAGCGGUCAACCCGUACAAGCAGAUCCCAGGUCUGUACGACCCUGAGCGGGUGGACCUGUACUCCAAGCACCAAUUGGGCGAGCUGCCGCCGCACAUUUUCGCCGUGGCCAACGAAUGCUACCGCUGCAUCUGGAAGAGACACGACAGCCAAUGUGUGCUCAUCAGUGGUGAGUCUGGGGCUGGGAAGACGGAAAGCACCAAGCUGUUGCUGCAGUUCCUGUCUGUGAUGAGCCAGAAAUCGGCUGGGACGCCGCCGUCGGAAAGGAGCACGCGCGUGGAGCAGGCCAUUGUGCAGAGCAGUCCUAUCAUGGAAGCGUUUGGGAAUGCCAAGACCGUUUACAACAACAACUCUAGCCGCUUUGGGAAGUUUAUCCAGCUUCACUUCUCAGAAAGCGGCAACAUCCAAGGAGGCUGCGUCAUUGAUUAUUUACUGGAAAAGAACCGAGUGGUGCGACAGAAUCCCGGGGAACGCAACUAUCACAUCUUCUAUGCCUUGCUGGCAGGAGCCAAGAAAGAGCAUAAAAGUCUCUACUUCUUGGAAGAUCCAGCUGAAUCUUUUCACUACCUCAGCCAGUCGGGUUGCUUAAAGGAUAAAAGUCUAAAUGAUAAAGAGCUGUUUAACAGUGUAAUGGAGGCGCUGAAAGUGUUGGAGUUUUCUGAGGAAGAGAUCAGAGACAUGUUCAAGCUCCUCUCGGGUGUCCUGCAGCUCGGCAAUGUGGAAUUCAUGACGGCGGGAGGAGCUCAGAUCACCACCAAGCAAGUGGUGACCAAUGCCAGCGAGCUGCUCGGCCUAGACGCCUUCCAACUCUCUGAAGUACUGACCCAGCGCUCCAUUAUCCUGCGAGGGGAAGAAAUAUGCUCGCCGCUCACCAUCGAGCAGGCGGUGGAUUCCCGGGACUCGGUCGCAAUGGCGCUAUAUUCCCAAUGUUUUUCAUGGAUCAUUCUCAAGAUCAAUCAAAAAAUAAAAGGGAAGGAAAACUUUAAAUCCAUUGGCAUCCUAGAUAUCUUUGGCUUUGAGAACUUUGAGGUGAAUCGCUUUGAACAGUUCAACAUCAACUACGCCAACGAGAAGCUUCAAGAGUACUUCAAUAAGCACAUUUUCUCCCUGGAGCAGCUUGAGUACAACAGGGAAGGUGUCCAGUGGGAUGCAAUCGACUGGAUGGACAACGCUGAGUGUCUUGACCUCAUAGAGAAGAAAUUGGGCUUGUUGGCUCUGGUGAACGAAGAGAGUCGCUUCCCUAAAGGCACGGAUUUCACUCUUUUGGAGAAGUUGCACAGCAGACACUCCACCAACCCUUACUACGUGAAGCCUAGACUGGCCGACCAUCAGUUCGGUAUCAAGCAUUAUGCCGGAGAGGUCUUGUAUGACGUGAAAGGCAUUCUGGAGAAGAACAGAGACACGUUCAGAGACGACAUCCUCAACAUGCUCAAAGACAGCAGGUUGGACUUUAUAUACGACCUUUUCGAGAAGGUGGGCAGCAGGAACAACGAGGAGAAGAUGGGAACGGCAAGACGCAAGCCUACUGUCAGCUCCCAGUUCAGGGACUCGCUGCAUGCGCUCAUGGCUACUCUGAGUGCAUCCAAUCCUUUCUUUAUCCGCUGCAUUAAGCCCAACAUGGAAAAGAACCCAAACGUGUUCGACCCGGAGGUGGUGCUUAACCAGCUGCGCUACUCUGGGAUGCUGGAGACCGUCAAAAUCCGACGCGCUGGCUUCCCCGUCCGAAGAACUUUCAAAGAUUUCUUCUCACGAUAUAAGAUCAUUUACAAAGAGAAAGCAGCAGUAGCAGGAGAUGACAAGAAGAGGAGCACAGAUCUUCUAACUAAAUACGACAAAACUAAGAAGGAGUGGCAGCUGGGGAAGACCAAAGUGUUUAUGAAAGAGUGUCUGGAGCAACGCUUGGAGAAAGACCGGGACGAAGUACGACGCCAGGCGGCUAUGAUCAUAAGAGCUCACCUUCUCACUUUCUCCGCCAAAAAACACUUCAAGCGAGUACGCGCCAGCACCAUCACCCUGCAGAAGCACCUGCGCAGGCACAUCCAGCGUAGCCGCUUCGUGCGCCAGCGCAAAGCGACACUGGUGCUGCAGAGGCACAGGCGAGGUCAGGUGGCCCGAGCCCUUGUCCGUAAACUUCGAGGGGAGAGGAGGAAGAAGGAGGUCGAAGAGAGGAAGGAGGAGGAAGGAGGGGAGGAGACAGAAGAAGAGCGAGCCGCCGAGGGGAACAAUAAAUCCUCCGAGGACGAGGCGCGCCAGAUGGAGGAGAUCCUUCAGCUGGAGCGCGAGAUCGAGCGUCUGCAGAAGAAGCGCGAGGACGAGGUGUCGCAGCUUUGCGAGUCGUCCAAGCAGGAGCUGCAACUGCGCCGCGACGCUGAACUCAAGCGCAUGAAGAAGGAGGCCUCGCGCAAGGCCACCGGUCUCAUCGACCUGCUCAAUUUCGGCGGCGUGGAUCCAACCCUUGGCCAGGCGGCGCAGACAGAGGCCCGCACGGGUGCCGACGACCGUCCUGCUGAGGUCGCCCGGGCUGCCAAUGCCGCACAACCCAAGGACGAGGAGGUGGACGAGGGGUUCCACGCCGAGGAGGAGUACAUCCCGCUUCCUGACUUCCCCCCACCCGCCGAGACGGAUGCCCCGAUGGACCAGGCCAUAUUGGCCCAUCUCCCUCCGCCGCCACCAGCGUUCGCCGAAGGAACGGUGCCGCCCACCCCGCCUCCGCUCCCCACCGCUGAGCCCGAGAGGAAGGCCAGCAUGGUGGAGAGCCUGCCGGACGGCGAGGAGCCCAUCUACAGCCUGCCCGCCGACACAGAGUCCGACUAUGACCAGGAGGAGGAGGAUGGCUCGGUGACGGCUGGCGAUGACAGCUCCGUAUCAGGCAGCAACCGGGGCAGCGCCGCCGUGGCCGACGAGGAGCACCCGCGCAAGUCAACCUGCACCAGCGUCAGCGCCGAGUCUUACCGGGGAAGCUCUGACUCGUACGCCGGCAGCGAUGACGAGCACGAUGGCAUGAUGGACACGGAUGAGGAAGUGACAAACGGACGGGUGACCUUAUUCAACGGCAACGGGCCGCCAUAUUUCCACGGCUACCUCUACAUGAAAGCCGGUCUGAUGAUCCCCUGGCGGAGGCGCUGGUGCGUGCUGAAAGACGAGACCUUCAUGUGGUUCCGCUCCAAGCAAGAAUCCCUCAAGUCAGGCUGGCUCUACAAGAAAGGAGGAGGGCUCUCCACCCUCUCACGCAGGUUAAACUGGAAGAUGCGCUGGUUUGUGCUGAGGGACAGCAAGCUGAUGUACUACGACAACGACAGCGAGGAGAAACUGAAGGGAACCAUCGACAUCAGGGCUGCAAAGGAAAUCGUAGACAAUCACGAAAAAGAGAACGCUCUGAAUAUUGUGACAGACGAGAGGACCUAUCAAGUUUUUGCGGAGUCGCCAGAAGAUGCCAGCGGGUGGUUUAAUGUGCUCAGCAAGGUGCGAGUAUGCACACCAGAGCAGCUUCUGGAGAUGUCCCACGAGCAGGCCAACCCCAAAAAUGCUGUGGGCACGCUUGAUGUGGGCCUGAUUGACUCUGUCUGUGCUUCAGACAAUCCUGAUCGGCCCAACUCCUUUGUGAUCAUCACAGCCAACCGUGUGAUCCACUGCAACAGCGACACGCCUGAGGAAAUGCAUCACUGGAUCAGUCUGCUGCAGAAACCUAAAGGCGACACCAGGAUGGAAGAGUUCCUCGUUCGGGGUUGGCUCCAGAAGGAGGUGAAGACCAACGCCAAGAGCGCCUCGCUGAAGCUCAAGAAGCGUUGGUUCGUCCUCACGCACAAUUCGCUGGACUACUACAAGAGCUCUGAGCGCAACUCGUCCAAAAUGGGCACGCUGGUGCUCAACUCACUGUGCUCCGUCAUCCAGCCGGAUGAGCGAGUUCACAGGGAGACAGGUUACUGGAACAUCAUCGUGUAUGGCAGAAAACAUUCCUACCGCCUUUACACCAAAAUGCUAAAUGAGGCCAUGAGAUGGACCGCCGCCAUUCAAGGCGUCAUAGACAGCAAGACCCCCAUCGAGACCCCGACUCUGCAGCUCAUCAGAGACAUCAAGGAGAACAGUGUGAAUCUAGAAAUUGUGGAACAGAUGUAUAGAAGGAACCCCAUCCUCAGAUACACACAGCAUCCUCUCCACUCGCCGUUACUGCCGCUACCAUACGGCGAAGUCACCAGUCUGCAACGGCAGCAGGGCUACGCCAGCCUGCAGGACGAAGCGGUGCGAGUCUUUAACUCACUGCAGGAGAUGGAGACACUGGCCGACACGGUGCCCAUUAUCCAGGGCAUCCUGCAGACCUGCCAGGACCUCCGUCCUCUCAGGGAUGAGGUUUAUUGUCAGGUUAUCAAGCAGACCAAUCAUGUGCCUCAGCCCAACAGCCCAGCUAAUCGAGCGCAUUGGCACCUCCUCACUUGCAUGAGCUGCACUUUCCUUCCCAGUCGCGUCAUCCUCCGAUAUCUUCGCUUCCACUUGAAAAGGGUGCGUGAACGCUACCCCAACACAGAGAUCGAGCGCUACGCCGCUUUCAUCGGAGAAUCGCUGAAGAAGACCAAGACUCGUGAGUUUGUACCCUCACAGGAGGAGAUCGCCGCCUUGCUGGUUAGGCAGGAAAUGAGCACCACUGUUUACUGCCAUGGGGGAGGAUCCUGCAAGAUCUCCAUUAACUCGCACACCACAGCUGGAGAGGUUGUGGAGAAGUUGAUCCGAGGGUUGGCUAUGGAGGACAGCAAGAACCUUUUUUCUCUUUUUGAGCACAAUUCUGUGACUGAUCGAGCUUUGGAGAGCAGAGUCAUUGUGGCAGAUGUUUUAGCCAAGUUUGAAAGGCUUGCUGGCAGUGAGGAAGAGGAGGAAGAAGGAGAAUGGAAGCUGUAUUUCAAGCUCUACUGCUUCUUGGAUGUGGAAAGCAUGCACAAAGAAGGAGUGGAGUUUGCCUUCAUGUUUGAACAGGCUCACGAGUCUCUCAUCAGCGGACAUUUCCCAGCGUCUGAGGAGACGUUGCAGCAUCUGGCCGCUUUAAGGCUGCAGUAUCUCCACGGUGACGGGGCCGGCAGGGCUGGCUGGAGUCUGGGAACCGUAUAUCCAAUCGGACGUCUCCGCAGCCGCAUCAUACAUUCCACCAAGCCUGGCGUGGGUUCUGCAAGCGUAACGGCGGGAGGAGGAGGGACAGCGGACAGUAAGGCAGCGGCGGGGGGGCCGGGUGGUGUGGGCGGCGCAGUGGAGAAACGCAAAACGCCGAGCUUCUUGGACGGCACGCUGAGGAGGAGCUUCAAGACGGGGUCACUAAAGAAACAGAAGGUGGAAGAAGAGCAGAUGCUGGAGAUGUGGGUGAAGGAGGAGACAUCGGCCACACGCACCAGCGUGCUGGAGAAGUGGACACGGCUGCAGGGCAUGGCGCAGCACCAGGCCAUGCUCAAAUACAUGAGCAUCAUCAAGGAGUGGCCCGGAUACGGAUCUACUCUCUUUGACGUGGAGUGUAAGGAAGGCGGUUUCCCCCAUGACCUGUGGCUGGGCGUGAGCGCCGACAACGUGUCUGUCUACAAGCGAGGCGAACCCAAACCGCUGGAGACAUUCCAGUAUGAGCACAUCACAUUUUUUGGCGCCUCGCAAAUCUACACCUACAAGAUCAUCGUAGACGAGAGGGAGAUGUUCUUUGAGACGCCACUGGUUGGCGAGAUCACCAAGAUCAUGAGGGCUUACAUUAACAUGAUGGUGAAAAAACGCUGCAGCAUCAUGUCGGUCACCAGCGUUGCCAGCUCGUGGGUGAGGUGA
Messenger RNA from Nerophis lumbriciformis (worm pipefish), 6072 nucleotides. Lineage: Eukaryota; Metazoa; Chordata; Actinopteri; Syngnathiformes; Syngnathidae. The record is from RefSeq and is a predicted model, not a curated record.